AUGACGACGCGAAAGCACAAAUACCUGGCACAUGUCAAUGAGGAAUUUGUCGCUGCGCAGAUGGCGGAGCGAGCUCAACAACGCGUUGGAUCAGCGGCCCAUGGACUUGGAGCUGCCUCGAUUCAGCCUGAGCAUGAGUAUGAGCCUCAACUCGGACCAAUCAACUACGAACCUGAAAUUGUCGGUAGUCUUCCCAAACGCGACGCCCUUGUCCCUGCCGAGCGCGAGUCCAGUGUUCUUAUCAAGGGCGAAUCAAGUCCGCUUGUUGCGUUAAAGACGGAAGCAGCUCUUGAAGACAUUCAACCAGUUGUCGGCACCUCUGUCGAAUGCGAGCCCUAUGGCCCUAGAGAGCUAGAAACGAGUUCCCUAUUUGCGGGGAGGACGGAAGCACCUCCUCGGGACAUCCAGUCAGUUUUCGAUGCCCCUGUAGAGCCCGAGACUACUAUCCCUGUACAGCCCGAGUCCAGUGUCCAUAUCGAGCGCGAGUCCACACCACUUGUUGCAGUAAAGUUGGAGCCGGAUUGCCAAAACAGCCAACCAACUCUAUCGUCGGCUUCUACCCCGGCGCCAUCCACACAAGAGUCAGUGAUCGUGCGGACCUCCCCUACCUUCGUGCUCGCUGAGAAGGCCAAAGAGGCGAAGAAAGAGUACAACUUCAAGCUCUACCUCAUGGACGAGCUUGAUGAGCCCUAUCCUGUCGACGUUGAUGGCGAACAUGCGACCACGCUCAUCGGUGUUCCUGCUGGGGACUUGGUGAAAGAUUUUGAGAAGUUGGAAACGGUGACUGAACGCCUUGCACGGAUUGGGGUGUCGGAGGUGCGGAAUCAGGAUGAAGGACUCUUUUUCGAUUUGUGUGUGCAAGAACACAUUAAGCGCUUGGAGAACCGGAAAGAGACUAUGGGUGCCAACCAGAAGAGAACCGGAAGCCCUCUUUCUUCUCGAGAGGCCAAACGACAUGCCAGCGGUGCUCAGGAGGUGGAUGAAUCUGAAUUUUGCCAAACGCCACCACCAUCACCACGGUCAGCUGAGAAGAAAAAUACCACUUCGAAUGGUGGUAUCAUAUCUGUGGAGCGGUCACUUGUGUUCACGGAGAUCAUGAAAAAGGAGUGCGAUCGAAUCGAGGAAGGAGUCUGUGAAGAUGAAUACUACGACGUCCUGAACCGCACACGUAUAUCUGAAGAGCAGAGGUUGGACACGUCUCUUUGCGCUCUCCCCUCACACACAGAAUAA
Molecule: messenger RNA, 1230 nt
Organism: Linnemannia hyalina
Lineage: Eukaryota; Fungi; Mortierellomycota; Mortierellomycetes; Mortierellales; Mortierellaceae
Source: the annotation of a GenBank genome assembly